Messenger RNA from Lingula anatina, 1614 nucleotides. Its product is annotated as E3 ubiquitin-protein ligase NRDP1. The record is from RefSeq and is a predicted model, not a curated record. NCBI's taxonomy places the organism in Eukaryota, Metazoa, Brachiopoda, Lingulata, Lingulida, Lingulidae. Gene Ontology annotation, molecular function: zinc ion binding.
AGCUGGAAAAUCAGGGUACUGGUUCAUUUGACACAGUUAUCUACGUCUGUCUCCGAAAAGGUGUUAAUUUUGUGUUUGGACCACCCGCAUUUUAAGAGAGAUAUCUUCACUUAAGUCCUAGAACGCACGUAUUUCUGAAUUCCCAGCACAUUGACGGCACCAACUACUGUAGUAACUCUACAACGAAUCUUACACUGAGUUAAGAGGCCCAAAAGCGUUCGUUUUCGCAGAAGGUUCUGUGCGCGGAAACGGUUAAAUCAGAUCCCGUUUCUAGUUCGGUCUCUGAUCUCACGGACGCCGAAGACAAGUUGCCAUGGGGAUACCACUGGAGUUAUUUCUGGACGAGGUCCCGGAUGGAUGUAUUUGUGUUAUCUGCCAAGAUGUCCUCCAAGACCCCCGGGUUUUACCUCACUGCGACCACGCCUUUUGUGCUGAGUGUUGCGAAACAUGGCUGAAAACUAACAACAGAUGCCCUGUGUGUCGCAGCUCGGCAGAACUCGGCAAUCUCCGCCAGAUGAGUUCGGAGGCAAGAGACAAGCUGGAUCACGUGACACUCAGUUGCGAUAACUAUGAUUCUGGAUGCACAGCUGUCAUGAGGAUCCCACAGCGCAGUAGCCAUUUGGCUGUGUGUCCUUUUACCAAAGUAAAUUGUCCAAACAAAGAAUGCACAGACACCUUCCUCCGUCAUCAGCAGCGCGCCCACGCUGUCACGUGCAAGUACCGUAUCGUCUCGUGUGGUCAAGGCUGUGGACUGAAGAUGGCGCACGUGGACAAGAAAGAACACAGUUGCAUCCGGGCACUUCGAGAAGAGAUGGACAACAUGCGAACGCAGUACCUUGCAGAUGCCGCUGCGAUAAAUAAGAAAUUAGAAGAGCUAAGUUUCCAAAUAAGACUAGGACGUGAGGCGAAAAACAAAGAGAUUCGAGCAUGUUCAGCAAAUCGACAAAGAACAAGAGGUUGCUCUGCGUCUCAUCUACUCAGAACAGAACAGCCCAGUAGAAAUCUCUUGCAAGUUUGUGAUCAGGAGGACGACAUUCCGGAGCAUGCGCAGACGAUCAAGUUACCCAGAAUCGCGCCACUGCAUACCGCUAUGAACAUCACUUUUGCAGCAGCUAAAGGGCGUGGCCGACUGAGGCGUUCAAAGGAGAGACGAAAUGGCGAGGUAAUUACUGGUGAUUGAAGAGGCGUGGAAUUCAUACAUGUUAUCCAAUGAGAGCACUGAUGAGAGAUGUCAGUUUGGAGGGGGAGUGGCUAACUCUUCCGCACCAGAAGGUGGCGGUGUUGAGAAAACGUUAUCACACGCUAUAUGUUGAAAUUAUGGCACUAAGAUAAGACGUCCUAACUGCAAUGGAAAUGUGCCUCAGUAAUUUACAUUUUACUGUUAAGAGACAACUCCAGUCAGUGAAAAUUGUGGACAUUUGUGAUCAAGAAUUUAUAAUCAUUAUUUUUUAAUAUCGAAUAAUAUCGAAAUUUUAAUAUUUAAAAAUGUUAUUCAAAUGAUUGAUGAAAUAGACCGAAUCCUUGUGUAUCAUGAAUACAAAAACGAUUGUCAAGAACUCUGAAAUUACACCUACCGCUGAGAAAUACAUGUAACAACUGCAUAUAAGGAUUAUA